Molecule: messenger RNA, 2253 nt
Organism: Caenorhabditis remanei
Lineage: Eukaryota; Metazoa; Nematoda; Chromadorea; Rhabditida; Rhabditidae
Exons: 5
Coding region: 1-2253 (750 amino acids)
Source: RefSeq, a predicted model, not a curated record
AUGGAAAAAGGAAAGGAAGACAAUGACAAGGAUGGAAAAAAGGACGAAAAAAAAGAUGUAGAAGAGCCCUCCGUAAAAGUCUUCAUCCGCCCCUUAGAGGUCACAGUUCCAGCCGACUACUUAUUCCAGAAGCCAGAAGAGCCUCCGAAAACCUACUGGUCAACAAUGACAUCUCACAUAGCCACCGAAACAUCCAUCAAAAGAUGGUCGAUUCCUGAAGUUGUGAAAGAGGAGGGAAAACCACCUGGACCGGAAGACUUCCCAUCAACUAAACAAGGGAGAGAGCAAGAAGGAAGAGUUAUUGGCAUCACUCCAAACUACAAAAUUGGAGAAGGACAACCAAACUCUGAGUUCAACCUCGGAAAGACUGGAUAUUUGCCAAAUGGACAAGGCGAUUAUAAAAUGACUUCUUUGCAAGAGACAUACAAACAAACAUUGAUUGAUCCAAAGGUUAGCUUCUGUUUUACUGGUUUCUGUUAUCCUGGUCCAAAAUCUGGGCCUUGUCCGCGGCCUCCUGGUGGUCCUCCUGGUCCUCUUCGGUCUGGGAAAUCACCAGACGGCCCGAAGUCUGGUCCUUGUCCUCCACGUCCUCCUUGUGGUCCUCCUGGUCCUCUACGGUCUGGGAAAUCAUCAGAUGGUCCGAAGUCUGGUCCCUGUCCUCCACGUCCUGGUCCUCCUGGUCCUCUACGGUCUGGGAAGUCGUCUUGUGGUCCGAAAUGUGGUCCCUGUCCUCCACGUCCUCCUGGUGGUCCUCCUUGUCCUCUACGGUUUGGGAAAUCGUCGGAUGGUCCCUGUCCUCCCCGUCCUCCACGUCCUCCUGGUGGUCCUCCUGGUCCUCUACGGUCUGGGAAAUCACCGGACGGUCCGAAGUCUGGUCCCUGUCCUCCACGCCCUCCACGUUCUCCUGGUGGUCCUCCUGGUCCUCUACGGUUUGGGAAAUCGUCGGAUGGUCCCUGUCCUCCACGUCCACCGCGGCCUCCUGGUGGUCCUCCUGGUCCUCUACGGUCUGGGAAAUCACCGGACGGUCCGAAGUCUGGUCCUUGUCCUCCACGGCUUCCACGUCCUCCUGGUGGUCCUCCUGGUCCUCUGCGGUCUGGGAAAUCACCAGAUGGUCCAAAGUCUGGUCCUUGUCCUCCACGGCUUCCACGUCCUGGUCCUCCUGGUCCUCUACGGUUUGGGAAAUCGUCGGAUGGUCCCUGUCCUUCACGUCCUCCCCGUCCUGGUCCUCCUGGUCCUCUACGAUCUGGGAAGUCGUCUUGUGGUCCGAAGUCUGGUCCCUGUCCUCCACGUCCUCCUGGUGGUCCUCCUUGUCCUCUACGGUUUGGGAAAUCGUCGGAUGGUCCCUGUCCUCCCCGUCCUCCACGUCCUCCUGGUGGUCCUCCUGGUCCUCUACGGUCUGGGAAAUCACCGGACGGUCCGAAGUCUGGUCCCUGUCCUCCACGCCCUCCACGUUCUCCUGGUGGUCCUCCUGGUCCUCUACGGUUUGGGAAAUCGUCGGAUGGUCCCUGUCCUCCACGUCCACCGCGGCCUCCUGGUGGUCCUCCUGGUCCUCUACGGUCUGGGAAAUCACCGGACGGUCCGAAGUCUGGUCCUUGUCCUCCACGGCUUCCACGUCCUCCUGGUGGUCCUCCUGGUCCUCUGCGGUCUGGGAAAUCACCAGAUGGUCCAAAGUCUGGUCCUUGUCCUCCACGGCUUCCACGUCCUGGUCCUCCUGGUCCUCUACGGUUUGGGAAAUCGUCGGAUGGUCCCUGUCCUUCACGUCCUCCCCGUCCUGGUCCUCCUGGUCCUCUACGAUCUGGGAAGUCGUCUUGUGGUCCGAAGUCUGGUCCCUGUCCUCCCCGUCCUCCACGUCCUCCUGGUGGUCCUCCUGGUCCUCUACGGUCUGGGAAGUCAUCGGAUGGUCCGAAGUCUGGUCCUUGUCCUCCACGUCCUCCUGGUGGUCCUCCUGGUCCUCUACGGUCUGGGAAGUCAUGGGAUGGUCCGAAGUCUGGCGCCUGUCCGCCACGUCCUCCACGUCCUGGUCCUCCUGGUCCUCUGCGAUCUGGGAAGUCAUCAGACGGUCCGAAGUCUGGUCCUUGUCCGCCACGUCCUCCACGUCCUGAAUCUCCUGGUCCUCUGCGAUCUGGAAAAUCGUCGGAUGGUCCCUGUCCUCCACGUCCUCCACGUCUUCCUGGUGGUCCUCCUGGUGCUCUACGGUCUGGGAAGUCAUCGGAUGGUCCGAAGUCUGGUCCUUGUCCUCUACGCCCACCCUGA